AUGAAGCACGUAUCCUCGGCCGUCGGCUUCGCGGCAAAGUUGAAGCCAGAGAUCCGGCUCGCCAAGGCCAUUUCGGAGUUCAACGCUUCUCUCAGCAACACGAACCAGCGCGCCAGAUUCAAGAACUUACAGUCACAGAGCCCUCCCAGCCCAGACGACAUCAUUAGGCUCACCGAGGAGAUCAACCGGGAUGGUGCUAGAGCUCACCGAUCAUGGAGGCCAUAUGGCACUCGACUUGUAGCCAUCCUGGAACGCAUGCGCCAAUUUGCUCCCAUUGGAGAUGUUCUAGUGGGAGGCUCACAGAACCUUAUCGCUUGCGGUGUCUGGGCCGUGGUUCGCUUGUCUCUAGAGACGGCACUCUCUUUUCUGUCAUACUUUGAAAAUGUCACGAACAUGAUGCUAAGGCUGGGGCGAUCCUUGUCUCUUCACAAGGAUUUCGUCAUGCUGUUCCCGAGAUGUUCGACACUCCAAUCCUACAUGUGCGAGUACACGAUCGUCAUGGUCAACAUCUGCGCCAAGAUUGUGCACAACUGCGCCAAAUCUGCCCUAUCCCAGCUUGCAGCUUCGUUUACGUCCACAUUCGACGCGGUUUUUAAGCCGUUGGAGUCGGACCUCACAGCCUGGGCCCAGUUGAUCGAGAAACGCGCGACAAUCCUCCUUGCCAAAGCUGGUCUCCAAAGCCAGUCAUCAGUCUUGGAGCGAUUUAACCGACUGCAGGCCACCGUGUCACGGGAAUCAGUAACUCAACAAAAAGAGACACGCAAGCAUCGGCUGCUUACCGCUCUGUGUCCGGACCAGGGCGAGUUUAGCCUCAUCUGGCGAAGGGAAAGGAAGAGAGGCACGUCAAGCUGGAUGUAUGAGACACAUGCGUACAAGGAUUGGCUAUCAUCUGAGGCUGAGUCCGUCCUUUGGCUCAAGGGUAACCUUGGGUCAGGAAAGACAGUAACAAUGGCCUCUGCCGUUGCUCACCUGACCUCGGCUGCACCUUCCAUGGACCCCCAGGGUGCUGUAACUGUGUCAAACUUCUUCUGCCAAAGCAACAACUCGAAAACUCUGUCUGCCAGUACUUUGCUAGGUAGCAUUGUAGGACAGGUAUUGCAAAAUCCUGCUCUGGAGCCUUCACUCAUGUCAUUCCUUGAGCAACUGGAAGUGAUUCCGGAUGCUCACGCAAUGCCUGAAGAGUAUAUUGACAUCUUGCUGAAAGUCACACCCCCUCAUUGGAGAGGAAUCUUUGUGGUUGAUGGGCUCGAUGAGAUGCCCCGAGAAGAAGUUGACGACAUUUUCGGCCAAUUACACCGCCUAGGAGAGCAUCGAUGGGUAAGCCUUUUGUGCUCAUCACGGCCCACGUCGGUAUGCUACACCAUUGCCCGGUCAAAACUGGAUGAGAUGUGGACUCUCUCUAUGGAAACUGCGGACAGGUCCGGGGAGAUCCGCGCAUACCUUGCAGCGGAAAUAUCCAGGUGGAAUACAAUCAGACCCUUGACGACAGAGUUGAACAGGUUGGUGGAAGAACAACUGCUUGCGGGAUGCCAGGGCAUGCUGCUAUGGCUAUCACUUCAGAUCGAGGACAUCUGUCCCAGAUACACCCAAGAACUGCGGUCAGACGCGGAAAUCCUGGAUAUACUAGGGAACCUACCAAAAGACCUACCGGGAGCGUUUGACAAAGCACUGUCGCGAAUCCGCGAUGACAAAUAUGGCAGUAAGCUCUUCGAAUUGGUCGCGUCAGCAGAGCCACCUCUGAGCAUGGACGAACUACGCGUGGCGUUCAAUGUUGAUCCAGGAAACACCAAAUGGGAUGAUUCGACACUGUUCGGUUCCGGAAAGGCACUUAUUUCGGCUUAUGGGGGCAGCCUGUUGGAUGUCGACGAGGAGGAUCUCCAAGUCAGAUUCAUCCACUAUAGUGUGCUUCUGCACCUCACUGCCCGUUCUACAGACGUCAAGACUGGAAUCUUUCACUUUGACCUCUCAGAGGCGGAAAUGACACUAGGUGCUGUGUGCGUCACCUACUUGAACUACAGCGUCAGCGUGACCCCAAAGUAG
Messenger RNA from Fusarium keratoplasticum, 2040 nucleotides. Its product is annotated as NACHT domain-containing protein. Bases 1 to 2040 code for a protein of 679 amino acids. The record is from RefSeq and is a predicted model, not a curated record. The transcript is spliced from 4 exons. Lineage: Eukaryota; Fungi; Ascomycota; Sordariomycetes; Hypocreales; Nectriaceae.